AGGGCAUUGUCCUCGGAGCCUGGAUUGUGCCAGAGAGAGACGGCACUUCUGCCAGCCCGGCUCUUCACAUUGCGGCCCAUGUCUAGACCCAUUCAUGGAGAACAAACGAGGAAAGUGUGUGCUCAGGAGACGAAAUCAUCCUGCCAAAGUCAACCAUCUCCCAGAGCUGGAUGAAGAGAUAGACAUACUGUCCUCCAUCAUCAGCAAACACAGAGAAUCAGAGAUGAAGCACUCAGCCCCAUCUCCAGCUGCUCCUGAAACCCUUGAGAACGAUUCAGGGUCGAGCAGUCAUUAUAAAGCUUCUCCAACCGCUGCUACAUCCAACCAGUCUCCGACCAGAGGCCUGAUUAGUACCACCAGCCCGACCUCAAACACCCCGUUCAUCUCUGCUGUGCACAGCGCCCCCUUCAUCAUCCCGUACCCCUCUGAGGACCACUCCUUCAUCAUAUUUUUAGGUGUGUUUCUUAUGGUGGGCUCCGUGGCUAUGGUUUUGACUGGAGUCUGUUGGGUCAGGAUGCAGAGAGGAUGUCGUCUGGCCCAGAAAGUUGAUUAUCCUGCUUUUGGGUUGAUAGGUCCUAAUUCUUAUGAUAGUGGUAUGAGUGGAGAUAAAAAACUUGCCCAGAGUGCCCAGAUGUACCACUUUCAGCUUCAAAAGCAGCAAAUGAUGUCGCUCAAACAACGGAGUGAUUCUAAGAUUCCUGAUUCAGGAGCCACUUCAGAUGAGGAGAAUGAAGAUGGAGACUUCACUGUGUAUGAAUGCCCUGGACUUGCCCCAACGGGGGAAAUGGAAGUGAAGAAUCCACUCUUCGAUGACUCCACCUUUCAUCUUCACCUGCAAAGAAGUUACAACUAAACCCGAAUACUCAGAGGACGCAUCACUUCACGCACAAAACCCGCAUGAAUUCACAAUGGGGUGCUUUUCCUCAUGCACUUGCAUCAUGGUUCGUAUGGACAUUUGAGAGUUUUGUUUUUUUAAAUGCUGUUAAAUACUAGAUGCCAGAGGUGUUACAGCUUUAAUCCACGAGCUGAAACGAUGCUUUGCAAACCCUGACAGAAAUAAUUCGCUUAAAAUAUCGAUUCACACGUACACAAGCAUCCUUUCUGAAAACCAGCCUCUGUGGACCAGGACGCUGCGCUGUAGUAGCUUUCAGUUUAACUGCAGAUGUGUAAAAACAUUGCAUGGAUUUAAGAGUUGCACCCAUCCUGUAUAAUCAUGCACAGUUCGUGUUUCUCUUCUGGACCUGUUCGAUAGUAAUGUUCGCGAUGUACGUAAAGGACUGGACGUCUGGAUGAUCUGUUCUUGACAGCAGCUCAAGACUCAUUCAUUAUCAGGUUCUGUUAGGACGUCUUCUGUAGUAUAUUGUGAAUACUGUGCAAUGGAAAAGGAAAAUUAUUUAUAGAAUCAAUAGUUUGAACAUAUCUUGCCUGCAAACAUUAGUCAUAUUACAGUAGGAAGAUGAUGAGGAGGAGGAGUAAGUUGUACGGUUAGCAUAUUUAAGUUUUCUUCUACCAGAUUCGUCUGUGACUGUAUUUUUUAAAAUACCAAUGGUGAUUUGAAUAUUUUUUUAUAUUUGUGCUCACAAGAUUAACCCUAAAUGGUAUUAUGUAGCCUCUGUAUAAUCAGAAUGGUCCUACUAUGCAUGAUUUGAAGCUGUGUGAUAAUGAAGAGAGUCAGUGUGCAUUCCUGUUUCGUUUAUGGAACCAAAACUCAUAUAAAACUGGAAUUUUAUUAGCAAACCCUGCAUAAAAAAGAGCUGUUUUCCAGAAUUAUGGUGUGGUCACAUUUAGUUUCGUUUGGCUCAUUUUCAUGAGCAAAUCUAUCUAUUAAUCAAUGGCCAUGUACACACUGUAAAGAUUUAUAAGUGACAAUUAAAUAUCCCACAUUUAAAUAUGGGAGUGGAUCCCCUAAAUUAUUGUUCUGUGUAACCAUAGCAGGUCUAAGGGAUCAAUUAUUUUGGUAUUGAUUAUUUUUGACCAAAGUAUACAACAAACACUUCUUGUAGUUGUUGAUUUGAACAAAACCAUCGUCGAUGAAGGAGUUUGAUUUUAAAGGCUGCUUUGCAGAAGUGAAGUGUUCCCAACUCCAGAUAUUAAUAAUAAUAAUAAUUCCUUACAUUUAUAUAGCGAUUUUCUGGACACUCAAAGCGCUUUACACAUUUGGGGGAAUCUCCUCAUCCACCACCAGUGUGCAGCAUCCACCUGGAUGAUGCGACGGCAGCCAUAUUGCGCCAGACAGCACACCACACACCAGGUGAUUGUUGAAGAGGAGAGUGAUGAAGCCAAUUAUGACAUGGGGAUAGUUAGGAUACUGGGAUUUUUAAUGACCACAGAAAGUCAGAACCUCGGUUUAACGUCUCAUCUGAAAGACGGUGCUCACUGAUAGUAUAGAGUCCCCUUCACUAUACUAGGGCGUUAGGACCCACACAGACCGCAGGGAGUGCCCCCUGCUGGCCUCACUAACACCACUUCCGGCAGCAACAUACAUGUAGUUUUUUCCAUGUGGUCUCCCAUCCAGGUACUGACUGGUGCAGCCCUGCUUAUUACAUAUUAUAAGCAAGGCUUAUUAUGCAUCUUUGAACUUAAGCAGUCCAGUUCAUAGCAUUAUAAAAUAAACAGGUGUAGGCUCUGAUAAUUUCGUAUUGUCCAUCUUCAUUUUUAAUAUAAAGCAUUUGGGUUUAUAUUUCAUAAAGGGAUCUGGCAACUAUAAUGACUCAAGAUGUACCUCGUAUAUCAUUGCUUACAUGAGCAUAUACCACUGGGCCUUCCUUCACUCUCAGAUAUAUGUAUAAAAACUGGCACUAUUUACUUCUUAGGUUCUAUCAAGCUCAGUUUAGGUAAUGAUAUAUACCUUUAAAGGCAUAAUAUGUCAUUGUUGAUGCUAGAGGGUGAAUAUUCACAACAAACAAAGACCUGGUCUAAUGAUGCCAUCACUUGCUAUGUUUCCAUUCAAAAAUGUAAAUUAAAUGUAUGCGCAAAGCUGGAUUAUCGCAUAAAAGUUGUGCGAAUAAAGCAGCGUUUCCAUCCAAUGAGUCAAAGAGAACAAAAUCAUCACUUCCUGAUUAUCUGGCGCCAAAUAUCAACAGUAAAAAGUAUCAACUGCUGGUUUGUCCAUUCACACACAUUUUUAUCAUCACAUGAACAAAAUCACAACCUUUUUUUAAAGCACAUACUGGAAUUUGUUCUGUAAAAGUGUUUCCAUCAUAGUUUAUGUGCAUCUUUUCUUAUCGAAUAAUCCUACUCAGAUUUGAUCAUACAUUUUUUAAUGCACAUUUCUUAAAUUUACACACAUCUUGACGUUUCCAUCAAAAUGCACAUAAAAAAUAGGUUGAUGGACACAAAGCUACUGAGUGUGUAAUCAUUGGAGUUGUCGUCUUCAUUACAUCCUAUGGGACUCCAGCAGAAAUCAUGUUCAUGGAUCAGCUAAAGUAUUCACACCUUAUUAUCAUGCUAGUAUGAAGCAGAGUAAGGCUGAAAGGCGUUGACGUGAAAAGACACACUGAAGUAAUUGUUGAUGAGAGAAAUAUAUGUUAAGGUUCUGUUAUAAUGCUUCUAUAUGAAGUCCAAUAAAACACACAACAUAUUUAAGAGAAUUUGGUGUUUCCAGAUAUGCAAACUGUUUAUUAUGUUAUUAUUUUGGUUUAUUAUGUAAAACCAAACCAUAAAUUGAGGAUCCCGUCAUUAACAUGGCGGAACAAUAUCACAGUGUUUGGUCACUGGUUAAAAUUUCUAUCUUCCCUGGAUUUGAAUAUUUUUUGGGAUACAUUUGGAAUAAUGUAAGUACA
Danio aesculapii is the source of this 3782-nucleotide messenger RNA. RefSeq names its product neural proliferation, differentiation and control, 1b (gene npdc1b). NCBI's taxonomy places the organism in Eukaryota, Metazoa, Chordata, Actinopteri, Cypriniformes, Danionidae. The transcript is spliced from 8 exons. The record is from RefSeq and is a predicted model, not a curated record. Gene Ontology annotation, cellular component: membrane. The coding region runs from base 95 to 853 and encodes 252 amino acids.